AGUGCAAGCAUCUGUAUUUGUUGUCGUAUUUCAGAAAACAUAUUACAUAGUUCGCAUUGUUUCAGAGAAAAUGGAAACCUACGAUGUUAUUGUAAAUCAACCAGUUGUCAUAGACAAUGGUUCCGGUGUAAUAAAAGCUGGGUUUGCCGGAGAUCAAAUCCCAAAAUGUCAUUUCCCGAAUUAUAUCGGGAGACCAAAGCAUACUCGGGUGAUGGCCGGAGCUCUAGAGGGAGAUCUGUUUGUAGGGCCGAAAGCUCAAGAGCACAGAGGACUACUCAGCAUUAAGUAUCCAAUGGAACAUGGUAUUGUCACAGAUUGGAACGAUAUGGAGCGUAUCUGGCAGUAUAUUUACAGCAAGGAUCAGCUUCAGACCUUCUCUGAGGAGCAUCCCGUUCUACUAACAGAAGCUCCGCUCAAUCCCCGGAGAAAUCGGGAGAAAGCCGCGGAGAUUUUCUUCGAGACGUUUAACGUCCCCGCCCUGUUCGUCUCUCUACAGGCUGUCCUCAGUUUAUACGCUACAGGACGAACAACAGGAGUAGUCCUAGAUGCAGGAGACGGUGUAACCCAUGCUGUUCCUAUAUACGAAGGGUUUGCUAUGCCUCAUAGUAUAAUGAGGGUGGAUGUGGCAGGACGGGAUGUAACGAGAUAUUUGAAACUUCUCCUCAGGAAGGAAGGGGCAAACUUCAGAACAACUGCUGAAUUUGAGAUCGUGCGACAGAUAAAGGAGCGAGCUUGUUAUCUAGCAAGUAACCCUGCCAAGGAGGAAACCCUGGAGACGGAAAGGAUUAGUUACACGCUUCCAGACGGCUCCAGUUUAGAUAUAGGCCCUGCUAGGUUUCGAGCUCCGGAGGUUUUGUUCCGACCUGAUCUGAUCGGAGAGGAAUACGAGGGACUUCAUGAGAUUCUAGUUUUAGCAAUCCAAAAGUCUGACAUGGACUUAAGAAAAGUUCUAUUUCAGAACAUUGUUCUAUCCGGAGGAUCCACAUUGUUCAAAGGGUUCGGGGAUCGACUCCUCUCUGAGGUGAAAAAGCUGGCGCCCAAGGAUAUAAAGAUAAGAAUAAGUGCUCCGCAAGAACGUCUUUACUCGACCUGGAUCGGAGGAUCUAUCCUGGCUUCCCUAGAUACCUUCAAGAAAAUGUGGGUUUCAAAGAAAGAGUAUGAAGAGGAAGGCCUAAGAGCAAUCCACCGGAAAACUUUCUAAUCUUGAUUCUCAAAUUAAACCCAAUCCUGCAAUCCCCUUUUGAUUCUGUGCAUUUGAUCGAAGUUAUGUAUUUGUAAAAAAAAAGUUCCACGGAAUUUGAAAUUAUAAACUUCUUCAAAUUAAAAUUAAUUUCCGAUUUAGAAAUUUGACAGUUUAGUCUUACAAAACUGCCGAUGAAAGAACCCUGGAUAAACUUGUGAUAAAAACCAAAAAUGGAUUCUUUGUAGCUUCUCCGGGAUGCAUUCUUAUUCUCACAUAUAAACAUAACCCUGAGAGCUUAUCCAAAAUCAAGAUAUCCCUGCCCAUGGACCAGAAAAAUAGACGCCAUUUCUUUUGAUUACCACACGCAAACUCUUUAUUUUUUUAAAAGAUAUUUUAAACCAUUUUUUAACAAGAAAUAAUGAUUAUUAACUUAAACUGUUUUACCUAUUUUUUUUAACUGAAAGCUUUGUGUUUAUUUAAAAAAUUAAUCGAUAGCGAAUAAAAUGUGGAACGCUAUUUUUGCCGGUUUUGUAAAUGGAUCUUACUCUUCGUCCACUUCCGUUGAGUGGUCUAUUCUCAGUGCUAGGUUUUAUUUAGUAUUUAUUAUGAUUGGUCCAGGGUCCUUGUGUUGAAACGGAUCCGGAUUCGACUAGAAAUUUUAAAAUCUAAAAUGUUUUCCUUUUUUAAAAACUUUUUUUUGGAUUUUUCAGUUUUGUAUUCCCUAAGUCUUGGAAUAAUCAUGCUUAAAACUUGAAACAAUUUUCCGUUAAACCCGGAUCCGGGUGAAUUGGAGGAUUCGAUCAUUUAGGGAUCACAGGCUCUGUUCAGUGUUAAAUCCUUGAAAUUAUUUCAUAGAAUUCAUACAAUUCAUACAAUUCAUUCAUACACCAAAUUUAUUAAUUAUUUCACCUCUCCUUCUGCUUACUUUUUUUAUUAACCCGCCUAACUUUUACUUUUUUACCAAGAAAUUUUAUAUGAAAUAAUAUUUUGUCCUGAACCAGUAAAAUUGGAACAUUAAUCAAUAAGCAUUUAAUAAUUUAAAUAAAUGAAAAUGUGAUCAAUAUCUUAAUUAACUAGCACUUAAACUCGAAAUUGUAUUUGUAAUUAAAACACGAAAUAUACAAAUAAAUGUCAA
Messenger RNA from Eurytemora carolleeae, 2318 nucleotides. RefSeq names its product beta-centractin (gene Arp1). NCBI's taxonomy places the organism in Eukaryota, Metazoa, Arthropoda, Copepoda, Calanoida, Temoridae. Bases 71 to 1201 code for a protein of 376 amino acids. The transcript has 3 exons. The record is from RefSeq and is a predicted model, not a curated record.